Molecule: messenger RNA, 17203 nt
Organism: Myiozetetes cayanensis
Lineage: Eukaryota; Metazoa; Chordata; Aves; Passeriformes; Tyrannidae
Gene: SLC24A3
Product: solute carrier family 24 member 3
Exons: 23
Coding region: 12003-14102 (699 amino acids)
Biological process (GO): calcium ion transmembrane transport; intracellular calcium ion homeostasis
Cellular component (GO): membrane
Molecular function (GO): calcium, potassium:sodium antiporter activity; calcium channel activity
Source: RefSeq, a predicted model, not a curated record
AGUUCUCACUUCUAGCGCAAGGCCCCCUGUCCCAGUCUGGGAGCAGGUGCCUGUCUGGGGUGCCAGGACCAGCCACAUCUGUGCAAGGCUCUGCUCCAUCUGGUGAGUCCUCCCUGCCCAGGUUUAUUCAUCCUGAGAACGGGGCUGGCCAUUAAAGGGUGCACUGCUGGUGGGGGCGGCUGUGGCUGUUGGUGUCCUCACACCUCAGUCUCCUCACUGGGCACGUGGCUCUCACUGCCCCCCCUCUGUCCCACCCCCAGUUGCCCCCCAUGAGCCCUCUGUAAUAACAUGUGCCUCUCAUCUCUGAGUGUUUCUGCUGCCUCGUGUACCCCAUUAUAUUGUAAAUCCCAUUUCUGUUUUCCCUCUUUCUCCAAGACCUCCCUCUGCUCUGGGUCCCAUUGCUUUUCACACUUCCUUUCGACAUUUCCCUCUAUCCCAUUCCCUGUCUUUGCUUUUUCAUUUCAUUUAAUUGAAUUUUUCAUGGAGUUUUCAGAGGUGGGAAGGUGGUUUUCUUGUCUAUAUUUUGGUAGGAAUUUUUUGGGGGGUUUGGAGGGGGCUGUUUGUUUUUUUAAAUUUAUUCUAGGAGCAUUACAUUUUCCCAGGAAUUCCUUACUUUGUUGAAGAUGGAACAUUCCCUUUUUAUGCCAGCUUUGCUGUAUACUCUGUCAGUUGCUGAUACCAUCUCUCUUAAUAAGAGCAGUGGUGAGAUUGUCAGCAGGGGCUCAGGUAAGCACGUUGUCUGUGUUUGUACAUGGAACUCCAGCAGUUCCCCAGAAAGCAGCAGGGGCACAAGGCAGUGUCUCACAGGGCAAGCACAUUGUUGUUCUGAGUUAAAAACCCAAACACAUGGGAUUUUCAAGCCAGACUGAUUAUUGUGGGCUUCUUGUUUCCAGGGUACAGAACUUGGAUUUUUUUUACCUUGUUUUUGAAACACUUGUGGGGAAGGAUGUGGACUGACACCCUGAAUGCUGCAUUUCCAGUAGUGAAAUUAUUCCCCCUUGGACAGGGCUUGGAACAGCCUGGGCUAGUGGCAGGUGUCCCUGCCUAUGGCAGGAGGGGUGGGACUGGAUGGGCUUUGAGGUCCCCUCCAAUGCAGACCAUGCUGGGGUUCUGUGCAUGCUUUGUGUCCUGCAGUUUGAUUCCUGGGAGCCUCUGUCCUCUCUGGGCUCGUGGUCUGGAGUCGGUGGUGAGGUAUUUCUGCCCGUUUGGUUUGUGUCUGUUUGCCUCACUCCUGCAGAGCUGCAGGUUCUCAUGUUUAAGUUAUGAAGCCCCAGUGCCCUCCUGGCCUGCCUGGAUUUAUCACCAGGCUGGGUGGAAGACAAACAUUCCUGCUGGAAAGGCUUCUGGCAGUGGGGAGGAGAGGAGAGACACCCCACUGGAGAAACCUGCCAUGCCGAGGUUAAACCCUGGGGUAACCUGAUGUGUUGGGGGCUUUGGGGGGAUGGAAUGCCUUUAAAUCUUGCAAAAUUCAGAUUUUCAGGUGGAAGAGGGAACACUGAGCACUAGGUUCAUGCUGUGGAAAGGUGAUCAGCUCAUCUGGUACCUGGCAGAGGAGGAUCCAUGGGGGGGGCGAUGGAAAGAUGCUGGGAUUUAGGAUGCAUUUAUUCUGGGACAGCUAUUUAAAAUCAGUCUUGCUCAUGGAAUUGCUUGUUUAAAAGAGGGCUGACUGUCAUGCAGUCAGGAGUAAAUAGGUUUUACAGUCUGGAGCUGGUUGUGUGGCACAAGUGAAACUGUCUGUCUCUGUCUCCCACAAACUGAGCAGCAGUUGCUGCUGUAUUGGGGUCUGGAAAUUAUGGAGUUCAUAGGCUGCAGGCUGCUCCUCGGUUUUUAGGGAGCAUUUCUUAUUUCUUGACUCUCGGUUCUGCACACCAUCUCUUGUGAAGUUGCUUUUACAAAAAUAUCCCUCUUUAUGGGGGAUUUAUGGUGUUUGUGGCUUCAUUUCACUUCUGUAGAUACCAUCAGUCAAUAAAACGCUGCACUUGAAAGAAGAUAAACACAUGUCUGUGCUUGGGAGUUGUGUUCUAUUAGUGCAUGGUUUAUCUGCUGCUAUGAGAGCUCAAAAGCAAGAUAAAUACAAGGACCACAUAUGGAAAAUAUUCUUUCUCAGUGGGAGCUGAGUCUCGUGUGGGUGGGAGGCGAGGGGGUUCUGGUGCUGCAGGGCUGUGGGUUGGUGACCAGGAGGCCAUUUGAGGGGUUUCUCCCUACAUGUGCCAGGUGGGAUUUUUUGCAGAACCUUGUGACUCUGUGGGGUUUGUGGUGACCUGCCUGUGGUGCACAGCUGGGUGGAGUUUGCUGGGAGGAAUUUGUACCCAGUCAGAAACGGAGGAAGGAGAGGUGUUCACGGAGUUGCUUGGCAAAAAGACGUGGUGAUAUCUGAAAAAAUGAAAACCUUUGAGAGCAUUAUGGAUAAUUAUGGAAUUCAGAUUGGACGUGUUCUGUGCAUUUUUCAUGUCCCUACUAGGAGGAGUACAGCAGUUCUAAUGUUUAAUGCAUGUAUAGUAAUAGCAGGCUGAACUGAUCUCUAUGGGCCCAUUUGUUCCAUCACUGUCCAGAAGGAAAUAAAUUAAAUUCUAUUUUAGACUGUAUUUUGGAUCUGGAUGCUGCAGAGGGAGAGAUGAGAAGAAGGAAGCAGGGUUGGGGGCGUUGAGGUCUGGGUAACAUUUACAUAAUGCACUCAAGAUGCAUUCCAGUUCAAACCAACACCCGAGACCCCCAGGCCAGGCAAUGCCGGUGAGCGCUGCUCUCCAUCCGCAGUGUGGAGGAUCCUUAGGUUGAGCUACUCAGAACAUAAAGGGUUUUGAGAGGAGCCGUUUUGCUCCUAAGAUGAUGUUACAUUUGUUGGAAUGACGAGCUGGGUGCCCAGCGUGCCCCAGAGCCACCAGGGCAGACUGAGCCUGGCUGCUGCUUUAAACAAAUGCUCCUGUGUCCCAGCUCCAGCCGGCAGCCAACCCUCAUUUAGUCACCAAACAGACAAAAAACACCGGAGACCUAAACAAAAAAACCCAAACACCACCUCCCAAGGCCAUUAGCACCUUCUAUAGCACAUUGUGGCUGCUUAUCUUUGGUGGGUUUGGUUAUCCUGAUUAUUUCUAAAACUUUGAACGCUUGUUUGUUUUAUAACGUUCUGCUACUACAGAAACAAUCAUACCUGUAUUUUGUAAACCCCUACGGGUGCUCUGAUUGCUGGGAGGCUGAGCAGGACACGGUGGCUGUGGAAUACCCUGCACGGACUGCCGAGGAGGGUGGGGCGAGGAAAUCUGCCCUCGGAGGUGAAGGAGCUGAGAGCUGUGCAGGGACCCGACUGGGAAUUGCUCAGGCUAUCAGGGAUGAGCAAUGCUUUGCUCACCUUCUGCACUGUUUUCUUUCCCCCUCUUAUUUAAUGAUAUAUUUCCUUAGGAGAAAAUAACAAACAUCUUGCAUGGUUGUUUAUUGUUUUAAGGGAAAGUGCCAUCUAGUGAUUAGCACGGGAACUUUAAGUAGAUGUAGUACUUUUCCUUUGAAUUAUGUGGGAGCAUUUUGGAGAUAUAUGAUUAUGCUCCUCCGUCUUUAAAGCUUGACAGGAGAUGUUGGGACUGCAAAACUUCCCUGAUGUGCUGUGGGCUGUGGUCCAUACAGAAGCAGCACUGUCCAUCCCUCUGCUGCUCAUUGGAGCACAGGGAUAAUGUUCAGCAAGAUCCAUGUGAGCACCUGCAGCUUUCUGCUUCAGCAGUGCCCCUUUCCCUCUCCUGAUGUUGCACAGCCCUGCUCUUCUAAUGGCUGAUGCUUCUUGUUUGGCUUUUGGAGUCUGACUUGCUCAGUUGGCACUAAAUCAGAAAUUUGAAAGCGUUUCAGUGGGGAGACUCCCAUUUGAGUUUAGUUUGAUGUGUCUCUUGGGGACACAGUUAUUGGCUUUGCAGUGCUGGGUUAAUGUUGGACUCUGUGAUCUUAGAGGGCUUUUCCAACCUACACAGCUCCAUGAUUCUACUGAAGGAACUGAAUAGAUACAUUCAGUGCCUUGAGAUGAUUUGGGUUUCAAUGUUGCUGAUCAUUUCAACAGCACUUUCCAGCUUGCACCUGUGUACAAAUGUCCCUGCCUCAGACUGGAGACCUAUGGGAUAGAUUUGAAUCAAUUUAAUUGUAUGCCCAGCAAUCUCCCCAGCCUACCAUCCUGGGGGCCCUUUAUGAUCUGCCCUUCUCCAGGUAUUCAAGGAGCAAAGUAAAGAAGCUUUAAGUUAUGGUGAGCAGGAGUUCAUGCCCUUCCAGUUGCUUUUGGGAGCACAGUUACUCCAAGGUUGGUGGAACAAACCUGGGUUUUCUUAUUCUGUGUUGCAAGUGUCAGACUGGGACCACUGAGAAGAGUGUGCAGAGAGAGCCUGUGGAGUUCUGAUCUUAGAAUAGACAUCAGUUUGCUUGCAGAAACCAGAGGAGAUUUUGGACAGCUUGGAGUAUUUUAAAGCAUCAACUUCUGUGUCAGUCUUUCUAGCCAGACAGAAGAUCUUCUCCAAGAUGAGCAAAUCACCCUUUUCUACACACUUGUCUGCCCCAUUUUAAUCUUUCUUUCCCAGUUAUGUAAAUAGCACCAGACUAAUAUUCCCUGUGUACCCCUGGUAAGCUGAUUCACUCGCUCCACGUUAUCAGACACAAAAGCACUGUAGGGCUGGUUUGUAAAUUGAGUUGGAUUUUUAUUUUACAUCUGUGUUAUUCCGAGCUCUUAUGUAAACACUUGGAAUGCAAUUUCUAUAUAUACUCGCCUUGUUAUGCAACUCCCCUGUGCAGUGAUGCCAAAGGGAUUUAAUUUUCUUAUCGGUGGCUUUUAGAAGAAGUGAUCAAGCAUUCUUCCUAUGGAAAGCACUGGGAAUCCUAAAGGGAAAAACAAUAAUAAAUGGCAGAAAACAAGGGCAACUACAAAAUUAAAAAGAGAAGAAUUAAAACGUUUCUGAGUUACAGAACUAUUUCUGGUGGCUUUUGCUGAACGCCUGAUGAUCGCUGCAGUGUGAGCUGACUGCGUUUGCUCUUUAUGGAACUUGCUGGAUGGUUCAAUCCACAUAUCUGUGUUCCAGCCCACGCCGAACACGUUCCGUGUGUGUUUCUGAGGAAGUGCUUGUUUGGAGCAGGUGUUGGUCAGCAGGGCUGCGAUGGGCGGCACUGCUGGGAACGGGUCUGGUGCUGCGUGGCACCGUCAGCACGGGAUGGGAGCAGCCACGGGAACGCGCCAGAAACGUGCCAGUGACAUCACGGCGGGAGCCGCUGCCCAGCAGUGGGAGCUGGAGCUGGCCACCGCUCUCCCAAAAGCCUCUGGGGAAUCAGAAAUCUGCUGCACGUCAAAAUCGAUUUUUAAUUGCAACUGAUUUAAUUUUCCCAUGAAUUAAUGCCUUGUGUGCCAAAAGGCUGAAAUGCUGAGUGCUGAGGCUGCUCCAGCAGAGCUCCUCUGACCCUCACAGAGCUUUUCUGUCCAUGUUGCAGCUCUCUCUGUAAAACCACCGGAGGAACCCAGUUCUGCUGCCCGCCAGGCUCCUCUGACACGUGCAGGGAACUCUGUCUGUGCAUCCCCCAGUCACUGCUCGUGUGCAGCUCCUGUGCACCCAGCCGAGCCUGGUCCAGCCAUGCAGGCACUGCCCGUCCUGCCCUCGGCAGCCAAGUCAGGACACCAGUGGCAGGUAUCCCAGAAACUGCCUGCUGCUGGGGGACACUGGCCAAGCCACUCCUGGUGCUGGCUCUGGGCUCCCUGUGGGGCUUUGGGCUCAGUCCUGCAGUGUUGCUUUGGACCAGGAGGUGGUGAGGAGAUGCUUCCCCCGGGAGCCCAGCUUCCUUCACCCAGCUGAUCUAAUCUAACACCCACAGCUGCGUUUGCACGCCUUUGGGAGCCCAAAGUCCAACAUAUCUUUUGCUUCAUCCUUCAGGAGUCAAAGCAAAGCACAUCCUAAGUGCGUUUUUAGAAAGAUAAAUGUCUGUAGUUCUACACAUUUCUCUUUCCAAAGUAACUGUGGAGAUCGAAGGUUAAGCUGCAGUGAAAGCUGGUUUCUUUUCCUCUCGGAAGCUGUGGGAGGAGGACAGAACUUGUCCUCGGGAAGGGUCCUGCCUUUUGUUUUGGUUUGUGGUUUCAGAUUUUGUAAGAGCAGUGGAGCCGAAUGUGAAGGCCCUUGUGUAUUAAUGAUGGAGAUUAUCUGACAGCUGCUUUACCUUCGCACAGCUUCGCGUCACUGCUCGCAAUCUGCUGCAGUGCUGCACCGUCCAGUUAGACCUUCUCCCCCUCUUUUCACUAGGAAUGUGCCUUUUUUAAAUGCCUUCAUAUCCAGGUGGGGGGUAGUUAAUAGCUGUGCGCUACCAAACUAGCUUAUUUUCUGGUUUGCAUAAUGUCUUGGAGUCCCAGGACAAUCUCCACAAGCUCGGAUGUUUAAGUUGCCGUAGGCUGCGGGCAGGAAAUAGAUUUGUUUGUUCCUUCUCAGAGCUGUUGUGAAUUUCAUUUCAAGGGGAACUAAAAUCGUUUCUUUUUAACUUCAUUGCUGGGUGAACAGCUGGAUUUAACAAUCUUCGAGGGCUUUUCUAACCUAAACGAUUCUGGGAUUCUAAUAUAAGCUUUUAUAAUUGAAGAAGUGAUACAUUACCCUUUUACCACUUUAAAAUGCUGCUCUUCCUGCGUUUUGCUCUGUUUUAGUAAUACAAAUAAUGGUAUUAAUUUAAUUUUGUAUUAAUUUUCUCAUGCAUGUAAUGAAAUCCUGUUUCCUUGUUAAUCCAGCAACCUAAGCAAACACAAUAUAUGAGCAUUACAGGAGAACACUUAAUCUUUCCUCUUGUUUUUCUCUAAUGGGUUUUUGAUCUCUAAAGAGAGUGAAAUGAGAGUGUUUCUGUAGAGACAAGGCCAGGUAUUACCUUUCUGUGUUAAUUACAGAAUUUUAGUCGUUAAUGUGUUGCUGGAACACCUUGAGGUGGUGGUGGUCUCGGUCUGUGUUUGGGAAACCAAGCCCCUACAAAGGGGUUGGCACGAGAGAGUUUCAGUCUGGGGCAAACAGGCUGCAUCCAAGCCCCAGAGAAUUCCUGGGUGGUUUUUUUUAAAGUCUGGGUCUUUUUGCAAAAGUCUUUCAACACUGGAGGUGUCUCGAGGCUCCCUUGCUCUGUCCCCCGAGGCGGCGCAGCGCGGGGUCUGCUGGCAGUGACAGUGAGGGGCUCUGCUGAACAGCCACUUUGGCAGCUCUGGGCUCGUGACAGGGCUCAGCUCUGUGCUGCUGACCGGUCCAGCGUCACACCCACGAUGUGGUGUAUUUUUUGUGUGACGUUUUUACGUGGCAUAUUUUUUUCUGUUUUACUGCUGCAUGCACUGGGAGUCUGAGCUACCAUUUCUAUACAAAUGCUGAAAUUUAUAAUUCCUUAAAGGGUAUCUUCUGUGAUGUUACUUUUAUUUCAUUAAAGGUUUUCUCCCUCUCUUUCUUUGUGGUAACUGAGGAAACCUGAGAAACGGUGUCAGAGAAAAGAGAAGACCAGAACAAAGGGAGGAAGAGACAUCCCUGUGACAAGGGUGACCUCAGCUCAGCAGAAGCAGACGUGACUUGGGAGGACACAUUCCAAUGGAGCCCCAGGAGUGUGUCUCCCUCUCUUCCCUGAAGCAGCACCUGCAGACUGGGAUGUCCAAAAAGGUCUUCCUUGUGCAAGAUCUCCAAAGGACCCUUGAAGGGUUGACAGGAGGCCUGGAAACCAUUCCUUGGGAUGUGCCAGCGUGUGGCCUAUGCAGCCUGGCAGGACGGAAUGCAGGAGAACCACUUCCCGUUCUGUGACAGAUGACUCUCUGUUUCCAGACUGCUGUGUUUUGGUAAGAAAAGGACAUCAAACACACCUGUUCUGUGGCAACUGCUGGUCCCAAAAUAUUCUGCAGUGACAACUGACCCAUUCCUUGCACCAGCCAGGCAUCUUGGUUUCCUGCAGUUCACCUUCUGGAGGCAGACCCCAGGUGGCGUUUGCGGUGCAGGAUGUUACAGGUCACCAAAAAGAACUGGAGCUACUUUGUCACUGCCACGAGUGAGAGCACAGCUGUGUGGUGUGAGUGCCAUUCUUUUGGAGGGGUUGCUCACAGAAGAAGUGGUGAAGUGCUGUCCUUCAGUUUAGGAUGCCAGUGAAGCUUCCUACAUAAACUGCUUCUCCAUCUUCUCCUCUAUCUGGAAUUGGGGGGAAAAAUGUGCUAUCGGGCAGGUAGGGCAGCAGCUUUGCUGCAGCCCAGCUGUCACUCUCCAGCCCCUGUGCAGGCAGGACGCAGCGGACACAGCAGCAGCCCAUCUGCGCCGGCGCCCGCGGAAGGGAGAGGAGCACCCGGGAGCAGCUGAUAAGGAGGCACAGAACCGCUCUGUUUGUGAACCAGAUUGCUGAGUGGAGAGCGAAAAGCUGCUGCUGGGAGAAAAAAAGGAAAGAGUCAUCCCGAGGCGUUCAGCAGCGAGCUAUGCGAGACACAACCUCAAACCACAGGAAGCCCUGAUAUCCCAUGAAGUAACAAAUAUUUUUCUAUUAAUACCAGCAUUUUUAUUGCCUCUUUCAUCCAGAAAGAACCCUACUUGGCUUUUAUACUCUGCACACUCAAUUUGGUAAUUGCUUCUCCUUGCCACAAGAUAUUCCCAAAGAUAUGCCAAUAGCAGAGACUUGAGUACUGGGACAAACAGCCCUGGGAAGGGAGCACAGUGUCUGUCCAAAAGCUCUCGGGGGCUCUGACAGGGAAGAGCUGUCCUGCUCUGUCCUGCCUCUCUGGCUUCCAUCCUGCUGGCCUCAGUAAGGGAAAAUAGCACCUAGAAAAGAGGGCUGGAGAACAAAAUAUCUCUAAGCCUCAAAAAGGGACUAAUAUUAUAUACACAUACAAGUACAGUACAUAUUAUUUCUUUAGCUUGCUUGUUCGUGUGUGUAUUAUAAAUCUGAGUCAAGGAGGGAAGACAUGGAAAGCUUUAGAAAAAUGUGUCUGAGAUAGAGUACAGAACAGGAGAGGAGUGCGGGAGCCAGAUGCUGCUGCCCUCCUUGACCAAUAAAGACCCCAACACCCUCUGGCAGAAGGCAAGGCAGAAUUCAGCUCUGGAACAGCCUUGUUGGUUUUCCUAGAGAGCUAGAACAGGGAGAGUGCGUUCCCUCUGCUGCCUGCCAGGACAGACAAACAGCAUGGGUGCUGUGGGCAAAUCCUGAGAACGGACCUGGGGCCUCGGGGUUGUUCUCUUCACUCUUCCCGUGGUCACUUCCUCUAUUCAGUGGCCCCAAACCCAGAAGAGACAGAUGUCCUUGUCCAUGGCUGUGUGCUGCCCUCCUGCCACCCCUCCUUUCUUGCUCUGGCAGGGCAUGGGGGCUGUCAGGCUGCUGUGGAGCCCACGGUGAGCUGCCUGUGCACAGCAGGUGUUCCCACCCUGCAAGUACUUCUGAUGGGUCUGCCCGAGGGAUCACUGGGGGAGCGCAGGAGAGCGGGUUUGUUGGAUCUAUGAUGGAGAUGGGGCUCCCUCAGGCUGCAGGAAGAUUUGGGGUCAUACCAACGAUUCCCUGAAACCUCAGAUUUACCCAAAGGCUGUAACUGCAAACACCUUUGCUCAGGCUUUUCAGAGAGAGGAGAGUUGGCAGCCUUCGGGAGGAGGACACCCAUCUUUAUCCAAGGCUGUGACCUUAAGCUGUUUUAUCUAAGCAGAUGCAAACUUAUUUAAAUGCUCUUAAAUCAAAUGGAGACAGGCAUAGCCUAAACUGCUGUAAAUUGUUUGUACAUGGAAAUUGCCUCAGCUGGGCAGCCUUUUAAACCACCUUGUACCCAGAGUAUGAGUGGUGACUGAAAAGACGUGGUUUGUCAUCGCUGCACGUGGCACUGCCAGGAACUGACCAAAGGCAUCGUGCCUUCAGCUGCUGACCACCAGCUCGCAGUGACGUCCCUGCGUACACCCGCUCCCUGACCUCUCUCAGGGCAAGGUUGGUCGGAUUUACUGAAACUGGCUCAUUCAGACACGGAACUUUACGUGGGAGCAGGGGAGGAUCACCCACACAGGCUUUCUGGUCACCAAGGGAUCCCAGGCAGGAAGGAGGGAGCUGCCACCAGUGAUAAUCAGCAGAGUACUUAAUUGCAUCCUCUCUCUGUGGCUUGCAGAGGAUGUGUGCAUGCCUAAGGCUUGCAGAUUAAACAGCUGGUGUAAGCCAGCCUAUCUUACUUCACAGGAGAGAAGCAACCACACUGAGCCACCCCUGUCCUACUGAGAGGCUGUUGCUUUGAACCUUGAACUGCAGCUGUGCUCAGGCACCGCAGCCCUGACAGCGAAGCGCUCAGAGUGCAUGUACAGCCAGCUAACGUGUGCGUGUGCCAGGUAACGCCUGGGGUGAAGGGUGAGGCUUUCUGUGUAGGCAGACACUGGGAGCAAGGGCUCAGGAGCUGUGCUGGAUGAGUAGGGCCCUGGACUGAAAGUGCAAGGAAUCCUCCCACUGUCCUUUCUGGGCCACCCGCUCUGCUCAGGUGGAUCUCCACAGCAGUUUUGUGUGAGCAAUGCAACAGCAGUGAGACUCGGUGAUUCUGCCAUGCAGGUACCUCAAGGUGGUCUCUGCUGGGAAGCACCGCCCAAACCCAGUCUGAUGGUGCCCCUGUCCAUGUUUGGCCAAAGCUCCAGGGCCACUCUCACAUGCUGGUGUCCAUCCCCUGUCAGCGCUCCGAACGGACUCGGGGUGCUGCCCGCCAGUUGGGGAUCACCGUCCCUGGCAGCUGGGUUCUGACUGGCCAGUGUAUGCCGAAACAUUCUGCUCUGCGUGAAUCCCAAAUAUUUUUCUCCAGAGUUGAAAGCUUUUUGUGAGCAUAAUCUGCCAGUCCAAACAGAAGAAAAUCUCUAUUUGGUCUGAAGAGCAGAACUUGGCAUGGUUUGCAGGGGAAAACGCCAAGUACGCAAGGCUGUUUGCUCGCCUUGCAACAGUCACGACUGUUCCUUAGCUCCACUGGGGCACAUCUGGCUGUCAUCUCUGCACAUCUGUAUCCUGUGAUUUACACAGUUUUCUCCCAAUGCUUUAUGUGGUUUUAUACUGUGAUGAGGCUCUGGAAAGAAACAAAAGCGCCUCUUUCUGCCCCUCUGAGCCAGCUCUGUGGGAACCUUCGUAGGGCCCUCGCAGAGCUAAGGGAACCUCCUCUGGAGUCUCCAUGGCCCUCCUUGGAGAAUGGUCCACCUGGCAGCAAGCAGAGAUGCCAGCAGUGACCUGUGCAGAAUGUACAUGCAUCAGUAAAGCCUUGCAGGAUGUGGCUGGGGAAGGAAGACUUUGCUUAGCACCUCUGCUCUUUUUCAGCCCCAAGGUGAGAUUUCAUGCACACUCGAACACCAUUACACUGAUUCAGACUUUCAAGUCAGUCCUGUUCAGUUUGGCAUUAUGACUGGCUCCUGGCCUUAUGGGUCCAACAAGAGUAUCAGCCUGGCAGUCCUUCUGCUGUUAUUUUGGGUAGGAUCCCACCACACACAGGUACCCAGACAUUGGCUGGAACCUGUGAGCAGUUGCUGAAAGCAGCAGCAGCUCCUGCCCUACAGAGACUGUGAUAAUCUAAGAAGAUGUUUGUGUGUCUGUCUCCCACCCUCAACCCAGCUGGUGAUGAGCCAGCUAAAUAGGAUUUCCUCUCUUGGACUGCAGAAGGAACUCCAAAGAACACAAGGAGGUUCUGCUACCUGCAACCACCUCCAACAGUCACAGCACCUCUGAUCUGCACCUUUGCUGAUUGGCACCCAAAGAGCGCCAAGAUCAUGAGAUUCCUUUUCUUUUUUUUAAGGAGGAGGAGUCAGGUGGCAUGUAGGUGUGAUCUGAUGGCCUAAAGGUGACCCAUUGUUAAGUUCCUGCACUGCUCGUGCAUUAGGUGGUCAAGAGAUGAUCCUUGAAGAGUACUGAAAUGGUCAGAAGGGGAGCAAGAGUGAAAGGGUGAAAGUGGCAAAAAUGAUAUAAAGCAAACUGUAUAAUGUUCAGCAGCAUCUUAGUUACAUCUGUUCUUUCUCUAGCAGUUGUUUUUUCUUGUAGAAGACUCCUGUAGAAGAUAAAUAUAAAGCUUUUCUUUCAGAAGAGUAACAUCCAUGGCAAUUCCCUUCCUUCUGUUUCCUCCUGCAGACGGAGCAGUUCAAAGCCUGUUCCACCCACACACCAGUUUAUCAGUGGGAGAGAAGAGGGAAUUCUCCUGUCUUAUGCUCCCCAGAAAUGGAGAUGUUUCAGGAGCUAGUACUCACUAUGCUAGGAAGGGGAAGGAUUCCGGCUGCAGCUUCUCCAGCGUGGGAGCCCCAGCAGUGGAGGGAUGGAGUGGCUGUGCGUGGGCUGCCUUGUGCCCCAGUGCCCCGGCUGUGUCGGGAGGUUAUGAUGCCCUGAGCUAUUCUGUGGAAGGCAGUGACAAGUGGAGCGGGAGACAGCUGCUGCAAGCACGGGAGCAGAACACGACUGACGUCCCUGAGGGCGGGGGGCAGCCAUACGUCAGGAACUGCACUGAGCCAGCUCUCCAUGAGUUCCCCAAUGACAUCUUCACGAACGAGGACAGGAGACAUGGAGCUGUGGUGCUGCACGUCCUUUGUGCCGUGUACAUGUUUUAUGCCUUGGCGAUCGUCUGCGAUGAUUUCUUUGUCCCUUCGCUGGAAAAGAUUUGCGAACGCUUGCAUCUUAGCGAAGAUGUGGCUGGGGCAACUUUCAUGGCAGCGGGAAGCUCCGCUCCUGAGCUGUUUACAUCUGUCAUAGGUGUUUUUAUCACAAAAGGAGACGUAGGCGUUGGAACCAUUGUAGGCUCGGCUGUAUUUAACAUUCUCUGUAUUAUUGGCGUGUGUGGGCUUUUUGCAGGACAGGUUGUUGCACUGUCGUCGUGGAGCCUCCUGAGGGAUUCAAUCUACUACACCCUGUCUGUUGUUGCACUCAUUGUGUUUAUUUAUGAUGAAAGAGUUUCCUGGUGGGAGUCCUUAGUCUUAGUGCUGAUGUAUGUCAUCUACAUCUUCAUAAUGAAGUACAACUCAACCAUACAUCACUGCUUUGAGAGAAAGACAAAAAACUCUGCAAAUAUGGUGAAUGGUUUAGCAAAUAACACGGAAAUGGAUGACAGCAGCAACUGCGAUGCCACAGUGGUGUUACUAAAGAAAGGUAACUGUUCCAGAAAUUUCCACCGUAAAGCCUCAGUGAUCAUGGUUGAUGAGCUGCUAUCUGCCUACCCACACCAGCUUUCCUUUUCCGAGGCUGGGCUCCGGAUCAUGAUAACCAGCCAUUUCCCUCCCAAAACACGUCUCUCCAUGGCCAGCCGCAUGUUAAUCAAUGAGAGGCAAAGGCUGAUCAACAGCAGGACUUACACGAACGGUGAGUCCGAAGUGGCAAUUAAAAUCCCUGUCAAGCACGUGGUUGAGAAUGGUACAGGCCCCAGCAACUCAGCGGAGCGGGGCAUGAACGGCACCCGGCGGGACGAGGACGUGGCCGAGGCCGGGAACGAGACCGAGACUGAGAAUGAGGACAACGAGAACAACGAGAACGACGAGGAGGAGGAAGAAGAUGAUGACGACGAUGACCAUGAAGGGCCAUACACACCUUUUGACCUUCCCAGUGGAAAGAUAGAAAUAUUGAAGUGGGUGUUCACAUGGCCUUUGAGUUUUGUCCUGUACUUCACAGUGCCCAACUGUAACAAACCCCACUUGGAAAAAUGGUUCAUGGUUACCUUUGCUUCUUCUACCCUCUGGAUUGCAGCUUUUUCUUACAUGAUGGUGUGGAUGGUGACAAUCAUUGGGUACACACUGGGAAUUCCAGACGUGAUCAUGGGCAUCACGUUCUUGGCAGCUGGAACCAGCGUGCCAGACUGCAUGGCAAGCCUUAUUGUAGCAAGGCAAGGUAUGGGGGACAUGGCUGUGUCCAACUCCAUCGGAAGCAAUGUUUUCGAUAUUUUAAUUGGCCUGGGCCUUCCAUGGGCUUUGCAGACCCUGGCAGUGAACUACGGAUCAUACAUUCGGUUAAACAGCAGAGGACUUAUCUAUUCUGUUGGUCUCCUGCUGGCAUCUGUUUUUGUCACAGUUUUUGGUGUCCACAUGAACAAAUGGAAACUGGAUAAGAAGCUAGGGUGUGUGUGCCUUUCCCUUUACGGCAUCUUCCUGUGUUUCUCCAUCAUGACAGAGUUCAAUGUUUUCACCUUUGUGAACUUGCCAAUGUGCAGAGAUCACUAAUGCAGGUGGCAGACUGUCAGGAGGAGCUUCCUUCUUACCUGUGCAAUACGAGCCACGGCUGGCAUCUCCUGAAUGUGGUGCACCUCCAAGUCGUGACACACGUCCUGCUCACUGUUCUUAGGACCCGUGGCCCCAUCUAGGUUUGCCCUCUCCCUGGCCCCCACAACCUGGAACAAUCCUGCAUCCAUGUGAAGAGGUUUUGUGUCAACGUUCAUGUGAUUUCCUAGCUCAAUUUUUGAACAGUGGGACUGGGAUUCGAUGAACUGGCUGCUAACUGGCGUUAAGCCAGGCAAAACUGGUCUGCUACAAUUCCUUCUUUUUUUUAAGUUAUUUGAUGGAAGACUAAUUAAUUUAUGACUUAAGACUAUUGCUACAAUGCAGAAGAGGGUACGUCGUACAGGGGCUGACUCUCAUGGAGAAUCAUGGGAAUUUUUUUGGUUGUGGGGGUUUUUUGUUUGUUUUUUAGUUUUGGUUUUGCUGUUUUUUGUUUGUUUGUUUUGAUGGGGGGGGUUGUUCUUGUUGUUCUUCUCUUUACUUGCCAGAGAUCAACCUUGCAUCUUCUCCUGAGCACUGGGUCUCCUGUAACAAUCCAAAGGUCACAGGGCAAUGUCAAAUGGAAAUGCAAUUCAAGAUACUCAGCAUAAAAAUGGAUAAAAGGAGUUUGUCAAGGCAACAGCUGAUGACUUUUUGCUAUAAUGAAUCUUGUACAAGUGUGAUGAGGAAUGCAAGCUAAGUGUGGAUACAAAGGGUAAACACUGCUACCAUUUUACUAUGAAUGUUGGAGUGUUUAUGGCAUUUCCAAGCAAUAGUUUGAUUGCCAGCCCAGGAGGGGCUACCAAGGUGUCCUGGUUUUUAAUGGUCUGCACGUGGCCAUGGAAGGUCAGAACUUUCUCUGCUUCAUCAGAUUUCUUGUUUUGGGGGGGAUUCAAUUCUUCGUGUCUUAUUCGUUCUGAUAAGGACAAAAGUACGUAUCGAAACUUUUCUAAAUGAGUUACAGACACUGGUUUCUUUAAGAGGAAAGAGGCAUAUUUUGCACAGACAUAGUUACUGAAGUCAUAAUUUGCCAUUCUUUAAAGAAUACACUGGACCUGGCCAGAUAUUUGUCAUCUUAAGCAGUUGAACUUAUAACAGAUCAUGUGGAUUCAUCAGCCCUCCUCUGGGAGGAAGACACACGUGGAAUAUCUUCAAUGCAGACUUACGGAUCUUAAGUUAUUGUGAAAGUUUAGCUGUUCAUUGUUCCAAUACCAACUAGAUUUUGUAUAAUUCUGUAUUAAUAUGCAGGCAGAUUCUACCCCCUGAGAAGCACCAUCACAGCUUUGUUUAUAUGUAUUGAUACCGUGGAUUCUUGCCACUGCAACUCUUGUAUUUACUUUAAGCACUGAUCACUUCUGAUCUGUUUUGUAUGUUUUUUCCUCUUUCUUGUAUAUGUUCUACUAUGACAUGUAUUAAGAGAUGACCAGCUAGGUGAAUGUUUUUGUCUAUGGUACAAACAGUGGCAAAUAUUAAUGGUAAAGGUACAGCAAACCCUACAUUAAAGAAAGAAAGGAAAAAGAAAACAAAACACCAAACUUUAAACUAUAUCAGCAAAAAAAGAACUCCAACUUAUAAGAAAAAAGAAGAGAGUCAUGUUCCAUUCACAGACAAAAAGCCAAUUUUUAUUUCAAUUGCACUUUUCGAAUUUUCUGUUGGCAAAAUGUUGUAAAUGAAAAUAUUUACACCCUUGAUUUCCAUACAGCUCAGCACCUGAUUUUUGUUCUUUCCUUGUUACGCUAAACAUUCGGAGGCACUGGCAGCUCCUUGCACCGUGAUUGUCAGCGGAGUCCUGUGGAGAGAGCCCUGUCCUGUUGGCCUCGGAGAGCAACGUGUGCUGGGGGAUCCUUGGCAAGAAGAAGGAAGGGUCCAGGGACAGGCGGUAGAGAGAGUCAGUGAUGUGUCUGCACUGUCCUUUUUCAUUCUGGAAAGCAGUUGUGUUGCUACUUGUUGAGCUCUGCAGGUGUUGUUUGAGCAGCCUUCUCGUACCUGUGCCCGCGGGACGUCCUCUUGCAUUAGGAAGCCCACUGUACCUUCCUUUGUUGGGUUUUUGUUUCUUUUGUUGUUGUUGAUGUUGUUGGUCAUGAGAUGAAUAAUAAUAAUAACCACUAAAAUGCCUAAAAUACUUCCUUAAAUCAAACAGUGUUGGCAACUAUGUGGCCUGUGUCACUUAAAGCCACCCCACAAACACAGCUUACUCUUGUAGCGAGAUGCAGUUGCUCCUAAGCAGAGUGUGUCCUUGCUGACGGAAGGGACAGAUUGGCGGAAGGAAAAAAAAGGAGAGAAGUUUCAUAUCAGGGCCUAUUAUUACUUCUAUUUUGAAUAUUUAUACUGCUGCUCCAAUGGAGCCAGUUGGAUCUAUUUCUACGAAAUAGCCGUUACCUAACCCAUGGCACAAAAACUGCAUGAGUAUUUUUUAGGAACUUUUCCUAUUGGUGUGCAUUAAAUACUGUAGUAAUCGUAGCUUUGCAUUGUGUGUGAAACCUGAAAUACCUUGCUUUGAUAUUUGUGUGUUGUGCUAGAACGUCCUGCAAGUCGCUUGUUCUAAGCAGAAGCAAAAGGAACCUUGAACUGCUGUUAGCUGUGCCAUAGAUGAACUGACACGCACUUCUGAGGUGUGCUUACGGCGUGCAGCCACAUCAGCAAGUGCAGGCCUGUUCUGGAACAUGACAGACCAACUGAAUGUGCACCUUCUUGUUGUGGUUGCUGAAGGAGCCCGCACCUCUCACUUAGCGUAGCCAAAGCCUGUGGGAAAGCCCCCAAAGCAAAAAACCAGCAGUUUUGCAUUCUUCCUGAGGUCUGCAGGACUCGCGCGGACAGUUCCGUUGGGAUGCAGUGCAUAUCCAUAGCUUUACUGAGUCCGGCAGGGACCUGAGUUGGGAGGGCUUGGACUCUGGAAGUCCCUGGCUGUGCUGGAGGACAUCCAGCACCUGGCUUCAACCUCCUAGUGGGAAGCUCUGCUGUGCCUGUUGCUGCCCAAGCCGUGGGCUGUCCCUGGCAUGUGGGGCCACAGGAACCAGCCAGGCUGGCAGAGCCUUUGGGGACUGGGCCAGUGGGUGGCCAGGGGGUGC